GCCACAUCGGGUUCUCUUCUGUUACCUUUCUCCAAUCUCCACCCCGAGUUCCUGAGCCCGAAUCGCCGCCGCCCCGGAGACCCCCCACAUCUCCACCCCAAUCCAACCCCCACCUCCCCGGCAACCGCCCCUCCCGCGCGCGCGGGAUCUCUUCCCCUGAAUCCCUUCCCCCAUCCCCACCGAGAAACCCUACCUCAGAUCCUGCGGCAAUGCACCUCACCCUCGAAUUCGGGGGCGGGCUGGAGUUGCUCCUGGAGAAUUCCGUCAAGGUUCACAAGGUGGACGUCGAGCCCAAGCACGGCGAAGGCAAGGUGGCGAUGAGAGGGUUGCUUUCUUGGGUCAAGUCCAAUUUGAUCAAGGAGCGGCCGGAGAUGUUCGUCAAGGGCGACUCUGUGAGGCCUGGGGUUCUCGUCCUCAUAAAUGACUGCGAUUGGGAGCUCUGUGGUGGCCUUGAUGCGGAGUUGGAAGAAAAGGAUGUGGUGGUUUUCAUCUCCACACUACAUGGUGGUUAGUUUAAUUAUGGGGAUGGUCUUAUGCUAUUAUUUGGUUGAGAAAUGCAUCUUGUACCAAGUUGGGAAAAGCAUGGCGUAAUCUGGAUUUUAUAAAAAUCUGGAGAUGACCUACAAAUCGUGGAACAGAACCCGCUGAACUGCUUAUCACUAGAUUAUCGUUACAUUUCAUCUACUGGAAGUAGUCGAAGACAGUCCCAGAAUAUUGUGGAUUCCUGAUCCUGUAAUUUUGCAUUACUGUUGUGGUUCGGGUUGGGUGGGGAAGGAUAUGGUGCGAGAUCAGUUUUUUUAUUGUGGAUUACUAAUCCUGUAAGUUUGCAUUACUGUUGUAGUUUUCUCAUUGAAUCACUGUAUACAUAUGUGGAAUACAAAGUGAGCGUUAUCCGUAA
Molecule: messenger RNA, 898 nt
Organism: Phragmites australis (common reed)
Lineage: Eukaryota; Viridiplantae; Streptophyta; Magnoliopsida; Poales; Poaceae
Product: ubiquitin-related modifier 1 homolog
Exons: 3
Coding region: 210-512 (100 amino acids)
Biological process (GO): tRNA thio-modification; protein urmylation
Cellular component (GO): cytoplasm; nucleus
Molecular function (GO): protein tag activity
Source: RefSeq, a predicted model, not a curated record